Aspergillus versicolor CBS 583.65 is the source of this 2183-nucleotide messenger RNA. RefSeq lists its product as uncharacterized. The transcript is spliced from 3 exons. The record is from RefSeq and is a predicted model, not a curated record. NCBI's taxonomy places the organism in Eukaryota, Fungi, Ascomycota, Eurotiomycetes, Eurotiales, Aspergillaceae. The coding region runs from base 234 to 2003 and encodes 589 amino acids.
UCGUCCUUUGACGCGCGCCAGUUGGAUUUCUCUUCACAGCCAACCAUUCAACCCAGUCCAGGAACUAGCUCAAAGCUGCUCCAGAUCCUGCAGAAUGCGACGAUCCAGGCUCGUCCAGGCAACCAGAGUCCUAAAUUUGGAUCCUGGAGAGUGUCCCGGCGGCAUCAUAAAUCACCAGGGCCCUGCUGCAGACUCAGAGGAAUAGUAGUGUUACUUGCUUUGUUCCCCCCUGCAUGCCCACUGCGAUGGCCUCACUCGCUCAGUCUGUUAGCCGCCUACACUCUUUUUCUACGAUUCUCGCUAUGAUCGCUCUCUUCUUUCUUCUAUUGUCUUUUGCUUCGGCUGGCCCGAUUUUCUUGUUUCAUCCGGAUAGGAGUGAUGCGCUGGAUUCCGCCUCAACCGCUUCGCUCGCUUCUAUCCGCCCCCUCGUGGCCAGGGACGACGUCGACGAUGGCCCCCUGGAGUUGAUCCCUGUCACCCCAGACGCUAGUGAUAUUUCUGUUAUGAACUCAGGGACGUCGGAGUCUACUCUUAUAGAAACAGAUACUGCAACCUAUACCCCUAGUCCAACACCUAUAACAGCACAAGAGACCACCGCUACGCCAGGCAUAACACCCUCGCCUUCUGAUACAGAUGCUGGGUCUGCGACGAGGACUCCCACUCCCACAGCUGAUGAGACUACCGCUACGACGAGCAUGGAAACUUCAACUACUCAGUCAACAUCUCCAUCUGGUUCAUCUACCCACUUAACGGCUGGGGUCAUUGAGGAGCUUCCGAGCACCGACUCUGUGUCAAGCACCGACCAGCCUACCUCCGCGCCUCUAAUCACUUCGCCUGCAUCUAUAUCUACAUACUCAGACGGCAUCGAAUCUGUGAAUGAAAGCUCAUAUGGCUUGCAGACAACAACGACCAGUACGGUGCCAAUCUCAAGUACGACUCAAAGUGCAAAUACCUCUUCACAACCAAUCAUCACAGUAGAGACAAGUUCAAGCGUGCAUGGGAUUAGCCACGCACCGUCAUCAUCAAACCUGAUCUCACCUGGCGCAACGGGUACUGAGUCCUCUGUCAGUCAAGAGACAGCCUCCAUUGCAGAAGCUACAACCGGAGCACAAUCUUCGAAGGAGGCGCAAACGCAAACAAGCUCUACUUCCAUAAUCCCUACAACUGGUACCAGUAAUGGUAUGAAACCUACUCCGACAACCCCAACUAUAAUCAGAGUUACGCCUGGCACAAGUUCUGGGUAUCCUACGAGCGAAACGAUAUUCCCUGGAGGUGGCUCUGGGGGUGGAUCUAGCUCGACUAUUACAACUUCGACUUUCCAGUCUUCACCAGUCCCUUCCGUUACAUCUACUCCGACCUCCACCUCGACAUCUACGAAUUUCUCUAUUUCCGAAGGAACACCUAGCUCCACAACAACCAUCACAGCAAUCUCGACUAUCGUGCAGACGUCUACUUUAGCCACAGAUCAACCGGAGCCAAUAGCCACAGCCACAUAUGCAACUUCUAGCCCCGUUGUCGAGGAACCCAUUUCUACUACCACUGUUACAGAGGUCUCUACAAUUGUCCAAACGUCCACCUUACCAACGGAUGCAACUCCUAUCCCCACUGCAGAGGACAAAUCAACCCCGACAACAACAGUCACGAUGAUAUCCACCGUUGUGCAGACAUCCACUUUAGGGGCGGAAGAACAGGUGCCAACUACAACGUCCAGCCCUACCACGGAGGCAGAACCCGGGCCCGCCUCUACGACCACAAUGACGGUGAUAUCGACCAUUGUCCAAACGUCCACCUUGCCAGCUGAGACAGAAAAAUCCGAAGAAACAGCGACAAUUACAAGUGCAGCCACCACCUGGGACUCCACCGCUAAGGCUUCCCACGGAAGAGGCUUCAGAAACUCCUCAGCCCCGAGAAACAUUCACUGUCGCUGCCACAAAAACGGAGACUCUGUCAAUGACAACCACUGCAACGGCAACGGAAACCGUUACGGCCGCUUCCCAGAAUAACCUCAUCAGUGGUGGCGUUGGUGAUGAUGAUGAUGAUGAUGACGAUGACGGAUUGUUUCUUGUUCCCUACACGCCAUCCGGAUUCGCUACGAUCACAGUUACUGUGACUACGACCGUUACGGAAAAAGAACCUGCAGAAACUGUGACGGUUACGGCGUAGUGACUUUCGUCCUUGCUUUC